Messenger RNA from Puma concolor (puma), 1383 nucleotides. It is a transcript of the gene ANGPTL3, whose product is annotated as angiopoietin like 3. Gene Ontology annotation, molecular function: protein-macromolecule adaptor activity; extracellular matrix structural constituent. The record is from RefSeq and is a predicted model, not a curated record. Gene Ontology annotation, biological process: phospholipid homeostasis; platelet aggregation; regulation of lipid metabolic process. Gene Ontology annotation, cellular component: fibrinogen complex. Lineage: Eukaryota; Metazoa; Chordata; Mammalia; Carnivora; Felidae.
AUGCACACGAUUAAGCUCUUUCUUUUUAUUGUUCCUCUAGUUAUUUCUUCCAAAAUUGACCAAGACUAUUCAUCAUAUGAUUCUAUGUCUCCAGAGCCAAAAUCAAGAUUUGCUAUGUUAGAUGAUGUAAAAAUUUUAGCCAAUGGCCUCCUUCAGUUAGGACAUGGUCUUAAAGACUUUGUCCAUAAGACUAAGGGCCAAAUUAAUGACAUAUUUCAAAAACUCAACAUAUUUGAUCAGUCUUUUUAUGACCUAUCACUGCAAACCAAUGAAAUCAAAGAAGAAGAAAAGGAACUUAGAAGAACUACAUCCAAACUACAAGUCAAGAAUGAAGAAGUAAAGAAUAUGUCACUUGAACUCACCUCAAAACUUGAAAGCCUCCUAGAAGAAAAAAAUCUGCUUCAACAAAAAGUGAAAUAUUUGGAGAAGCAAUUAACCAAUUUAACUAAAAAUCAACCUGAAAUCCAGGAACACCCAGAAAUAACUUCACUUAAAAAUUUUGUAGAACAGCAAGAUAACAGCAUUAAAGACCUUCUCCAGACCGUGGAGGAACAAUACAGACAAUUAAAUCAACAGCAUAGUCAAAUAAAAGAAAUAGAAAAACAGCUAAGAAGAACUGGUGUUCAAGAAUCCACAGAAAAUUCUCUUUCUUCUAAACCAAGGGCACCAAGAACUACCCCUUUUCUUCACUUGAAUGAAACAAAAAUUGUAAAACAUGAUGACAUUCCUGCUAAUUGUACCACCAUUUAUAACAGAGGUGAACAUACAAGUGGCAUCUACUCCAUUAGACCCAGCAACUCUCAAGCUUUUAAUGUCUACUGUGAUGUUAAAUCAGGUAGUUCAUGGACAGUGAUUCAACACCGAAUAGAUGGAUCACAAAACUUCAAUGAAACUUGGGAAAACUACAGAUAUGGUUUUGGGAGGCUUGACGGAGAAUUUUGGUUGGGUCUAGAGAAGAUAUAUUCCAUAGUAAAGCAAUCUAAUUACGUUUUACGAAUUGAACUAGAAGACUGGAAAGACAACAAGCAUUAUAUCGAAUAUUCCUUUCACUUGGGAGAUCAUGAAACCAACUAUACACUACACCUAGUUGAGAUUACUGGCAAUGUCCCCAACGCACUCCCGGAACACAAAGAUUUGGCAUUUUCUACUUGGGAUCAUAAAGCAAAAGGACAUGUCAACUGUCCAGAAAGUUAUUCAGGAGGCUGGUGGUGUCACGAUGUAUGUGGGGAAAACAACCUGAAUGGUAAAUAUAACAAGCCAAGAGCAAAAACUAAGCCAGAGAGGAGAAGAGGAAUAUAUUGGAAGUCUCAAAAUGGAAGGUUGUACUCUAUCAAAUCAACUAAAAUGUUGAUCCAUCCAACAGAUUCAGAAAGCUCUGAAUGA